CUGGACUCAAUUCUGAAGGUCGCCCAGAAGGAGAGAACAAUGUCCUCUUUACCUGUGCCAUACAAACUGCCUGUGUCUUUGUCUGUUGGUUCCUGCGUGAUAAUCAAAGGGACACCGAUCGACUCUUUUAUCAACAACCCACAGCUGCAGGUGGAUUUCUACACUGACAUGGAUGAGGACUCAGAUAUUGCCUUCCGUUUCCAAGUGCACUUUGGCAAUCACGUGGUCAUGAACAGGCGUGAGUUUGGGAUAUGGAUGUUGGAGGAGACAACAGAUUAUGUGCCCUUUGAGGAUGGCAAACAGUUUGAGCUGUGUAUCUAUGUGCAUUACAAUGAGUAUGAGAUAAAGGUCAAUGGCAUACGCAUUUAUGGCUUUGUCCAUCGAAUCCCGCCAUCAUUUGUGAAGAUGAUGCAAGUGUCCAGAGAUGUCUCCCUGACCUCAGUGUGUGUCUGCAAUUGAGGGAGAUGAUCACACUCCCUCAUGUGAAGAAUCCCUCUUGUUGAAGAAUCCCUCUUUCUACCUGACCAUGGGAUUCCCAGAGCCUGCUAACAGAAUAAUUUCUCUUCACAAUUUCCCCUCCACUUGGUCAUUAAAACAGCACGAAAACUCACA
Mandrillus leucophaeus (drill) is the source of this 612-nucleotide messenger RNA. It is a transcript of the gene LGALS13, whose product is annotated as lectin, galactoside-binding, soluble, 13. The record is from RefSeq and is a predicted model, not a curated record. The transcript has 4 exons. NCBI's taxonomy places the organism in Eukaryota, Metazoa, Chordata, Mammalia, Primates, Cercopithecidae. Gene Ontology annotation, molecular function: carbohydrate binding. The coding region runs from base 40 to 459 and encodes 139 amino acids.